Molecule: messenger RNA, 945 nt
Organism: Nicotiana tabacum (common tobacco)
Lineage: Eukaryota; Viridiplantae; Streptophyta; Magnoliopsida; Solanales; Solanaceae
Source: RefSeq, a predicted model, not a curated record
AUGAGGGAACUCACAUUUGCAAGAAUAGGUUCGCAAAUGCGAACUAAGCUGGACAAUGGGAAUCUCGCAUUUGCGAGAAAUGGUCCGCAAAUGCGAACACAGGCAAAGUUUAGGGACAUCGCAAUUGCGAUAGAGGUCUUCGCAAUUGCGAAGACGGGCUGGCAACUACACAAGAGGUUUUCAAGGCUUCAGGAGUACGGAGCAAGGGAGAAUUAUAGUGAUGACCCUUUGGGUCGUCACAUAGCUGGUUACGAAAAAUGGGCUAGGUUGUAUGCACCUGUUAAUGGGGGAUGGACAAUGACGUCAAAUAUCGCUGAGUCAAUCAAUGCAGCACUAGUUUCAGCAAGGGAAUUGCCAAUAUAUGACUUCCUUGAAGAAGUUAGGAAGAUGUUUGGUCGUUGGAAUUGUAGUAACCGUAAAGAAGCUACUCAGACAUACAAGACGCUUGGGAAAAAAUACCAGGAAAUGCUGGAGUUGAAUGAGACCAUGUGUACCCGUAUGACUGUGGUACCCUCAACUGAAUACUUACAUACUGUUAACGAUAGUGUGAGGAAUUACACAGUCUGCCUGCUCGAGAGAAAAUGUGUUUGUGAGAGGUUCCAAAUUGAUGAAUUGCCAUGCCCACAUGCCUGGGCUGUAUUGAAUAGCAAGUUUUUAAUACCUGAAAAAUAUUGCUCUAGCUAUUACAAGCCAAGUACAAUUGUAAUGACAUAUGAUGUGCCAGUGUACCCGCUACCUGACAAAAAUGACUGGAAUAUACCAGAGCAUGUUGCAGAGGAGGUUGUACUACCACCCAAAUGGAAAAGACCUCCUGGAAGGCCAAAGAAGAAGCGCGACAAAACUUUAAGUGAAUUGCUGUUGCCGAAAAAUCAACAUUCAUGUAGCAUAUGUCGGCAGGGAGGACAUAAUAAGCGAACUUGUAGGAAUGCUCCACGUAAUAAAUAG